Molecule: messenger RNA, 1576 nt
Organism: Diachasmimorpha longicaudata
Lineage: Eukaryota; Metazoa; Arthropoda; Insecta; Hymenoptera; Braconidae
Exons: 3
Coding region: 209-553 (114 amino acids)
Source: RefSeq, a predicted model, not a curated record
UACGGGUCUAUGUUCUCUGAGUAGAGUAGUAAUAGUGAUAGCGUUAUAUGUGAAUAAUUUUGGUUACAAUAAACAGUUAUACACAAAUCGUUCCCGGCCUAGCUUUCGUUAUUUAACAGUUACUAAGAUUAGGAUGGAUGUGGAAUAGAAAACUCAGAGAAGGAUAGAAUAUGACUAGCCAGUGGAAAAUAUUAAUUUACAUUGGACAAUGGUUGAGGAGUUCACAAUGAACAAUCUUCUGCAGAAUCAUGGAGCCAAAUUUAUCUGUAAGGUUCCGGAUGGCCUGCCAGAAUUGUGCACAGAUAUUUCUCGCGAGGUUCUUCGCAAUCAACCGUUCCACACAUACAACUUUAUUGCAGAAUACGUAGAGGAUUUAGGAUUAACUAGAGAAAAUGCAAAAAUAGCAGUGAAAUUUGUUGACCACAUUAUGACUGAAAUCCAGGAUAUUGUUAAUCAUCUCAAUCGUUGUGGAUUAGAUUUGAACAGAACUGAUGGUAUUAGGCCAGUCCAUCCACCGCCAUCGCGUAUUGAAAAACUUAUCACAAAAACUUGACUAAUUCCUUACAAUAUGGGUUAGUGAUUUUGAUAACCUUUUAUUUUUUGGCACUAAUUCCGUAGAAGAUUUGACAGGACAAUGAAAUUGAUUCACAUUUUUACUGUACAAACAUCAAGGAGAACCUAGAAUAUUAAAAGAUUUUAUAUUAUAUUUGUAUAAUAUUAGAAUGGAUUAACUGCUUAUAUUCAUUUCGACUUGACUAUACUGACCCAAAUUCAAAUUACUAUGAGAAUUAAAAUCUAUAUACAUAUGUGUAAUGAUUAAUGUGAUAUUUGAUUUGACGAUUCAGAAUUUGUAUAUUUGAAUUUUGUUCACUAUUUAGAAAAUUCAAGUUUAUAUUAUUAAUCGAGGACUACUAACUUGUACCUACUUACGAUUGAUGAAUGUGAUGAUGUUCGAUAACUAUUCUCUCGGAACUAAAACAGUAACACACUAAAUACUAAAGUGUGAAUUUCCUAAUUUAUGUCCCAUGGAGACUAUAGUCUAAAACCGAAUCAAAUACAGUGGUAAAAUCUGACAAAACUUUUUUCAUUAUAUUUUCUAUGGCUUUGGAGUGAAUACCUUUUGAGAGACAAAUUCUCAGGACAUAAUGGUGUCUCAUGUUCCAAAAGCCUUUCUUCAACAUUAUAAAAAAAGCACGUAUUGUAAAUUCAUGGCUCUUGGGAACUAUCUAUAAUGAGUAUGCUUAAUAUAUCGUGAAACAAGGGUCUAUCAGAAUCAGCAGUUGUGAAAAUUGGGCGAUCGGUACAGAUAAGACACGUUGACUUCUAUGUGAAAUCGACAAUUCAUAUUUACGAAACUAACCUUUUAAGUUUCUCGUGUUCGGAAUUCACUCUCCGGGACCACUCCAAGCUCGACCCCCGAUACCUCCUCAGCAGGGAAUGUUUUGAAGCUAAUUCUCAUUCAUACCUCUAACCAGGACAGGGUUACCUACAGAAGAUGAACAGGUUUCUGCUCCAAGACCCCCGUCUGCGACAACGGAGAUAGAUCGGUCCCAUUCAUACUCCAAGUCGUGGUCGA